Messenger RNA from Neogale vison (American mink), 3083 nucleotides. RefSeq names its product sodium channel epithelial 1 subunit beta (gene SCNN1B). NCBI's taxonomy places the organism in Eukaryota, Metazoa, Chordata, Mammalia, Carnivora, Mustelidae. Gene Ontology annotation, cellular component: membrane. Gene Ontology annotation, biological process: sodium ion transmembrane transport. The record is from RefSeq and is a predicted model, not a curated record. The coding region runs from base 49 to 1974 and encodes 641 amino acids. The transcript is spliced from 13 exons. Gene Ontology annotation, molecular function: ligand-gated sodium channel activity.
CCGCUGUCACCUCGCCGUCCGGAGCCGCUGUGGGAAACAGGGGCCGUGAUGCUGGUGAAGAAGUGCCUGGUGAAGUGCCUGCACCGGCUGCAGAAGGGCCCGGGCUACUCGUACAAGGAGCUGCUGCUGUGGUACUGCAACAACACCAACACCCACGGCCCCAAGCGCAUCAUCUGCGAGGGGCCCAAGAAGAAGGCCGUGUGGUUCCUCAUCACGCUGCUCUUCACCUCCCUGGUCUGCUGGCAGUGGGGCGUCUUCAUCCGGACCUACCUGAGCUGGGAGGUCAGCGUGUCCCUCUCCCUCGGCUUCAAGACCAUGGACUUCCCCGCCGUCACCAUCUGCAAUGCCAGCCCCUUCCAGUAUUCUAAAGUCAAGCAUUUGCUGAAGGAUCUGGAUGAGCUCAUGGAAGCGGUCCUGGAGAGGAUCCUAGCUCCCGAGCAGAGCUAUGCCAACGCCACUAGGACCCUGAACUUCACCAUCUGGAACGACACACCGUUGGUUCUGAUCGAUGAGCAGAACCCCCACCGCCCAGUGGUCCUUGACCUCUUUGGGGACGUCCACAAUGGCUCAGCAGACAGCAGCCUAGCACCAGGAAGGACCUGCACUGCCCAGGGGUGCAAAGUGGCCAUGAGACUAUGCAGCCUCAACGGGACCGCGUGCACUUUCCGGAACUUCACCAGCGCCACCCACGCCGUGACGGAGUGGUACCAGCUGCAGGCCACCAACAUCUUCUCGCAGGUGCCCACGCACAAGCUGGCGGAGAUGAGCUACCCCGCCGAGCGGCUGAUCCUGGCCUGCCUGUUCGGGUCCGAGCCCUGCAGCUACAGGAACUUCACGUCCAUCUUCCACCCAGAUUAUGGCAACUGUUACAUCUUCAACUGGGGCAUGACAGAGAAGGCGCUCCCUUCGGCCAACCCCGGAGCUGAGUUCGGCCUGAAGCUGAUCCUGGAUAUAGGCCAAGAGGACUAUGUGCCCUUCCUCACGUCCACGGCCGGUGCCCGGCUGCUGCUCCACGAGCAGAGGUCCUACCCCUUCAUCAAAGACGAGGGCAUCUACGCCAUGUCAGGGACAGAGACAUCCAUCGGGGUGCUGGUGGACAAGCUGGAGCGCAUGGGCGAGCCCUACAGCCAGUGCACCAUGAAUGGCUCCGACGUCCCCGUGCGAAACCUCUACAGCAACUACAACACGACCUACUCUAUCCAGGCCUGUAUUCGCUCCUGCUUCCAAGAGCACAUGAUCCAGAACUGCAGCUGUGCCCACUACCUGUACCCACUGCCCCGCGGGGAGAGAUACUGCAACAACCGGGAGUUCCCAGACUGGGCCUAUUGUUACUCACGCCUGCGCAUGAGUGUGGCCCAGAGGGAGACCUGCAUCAACAUGUGCAAGGAGUCCUGCAAUGACACCCAGUAUAAGAUGACCAUCUCCAUGGCCGACUGGCCUUCCGAGGCCUCUGAGGAUUGGAUUUUCCACGUCCUGUCUCAGGAGCGGGACCAGAGCACCAACAUCACCUUGAGCAGGAAGGGAGUGGUCAAGCUCAACAUCUACUUCCAAGAAUUCAACUAUCGCACCAUUGAGGAGUCGGCAGCCAAUAAUAUUGUUUGGCUGCUCUCAAACCUGGGUGGCCAGUUUGGCUUCUGGAUGGGGGGCUCGGUGCUGUGCCUCAUCGAAUUCGGAGAGAUCCUCAUCGACUUUGUGUGGAUCACCGUCAUCAAGCUGGUGGCCUUCGCCAAGAACCUGCGGCAGAGACGCGCCCAGGCUCGCUAUGCUGGCCCGCCGCCCACCGUGGCCGAGCUGGUGGAGGCUCACACCAACUUUGGCUUCCAGCCUGAUGUGGCCAGGCCUGGCCCCGACCCCGGGACCUACCCUGAUGAGCAGACUGUGCCCAUCCCGGGCACCCCACCUCCCAACUAUGACUCCCUCCGUCUGCAGCCGCUGGACAUCAUCGAGUCUGACAGUGAGGGCGAGGCCAUCUAGACCCGGGGAAACCAGAACUCACACUUUGGGGUGCUCUCUCCAAAGGGCCAGGACAGUGGGUAUCCAAGGCCAGAGUCUGUGUCUCUCUACAGAGAGACCAGCAGCUCCUGGCCAGUCCCAGGCUGAGGGCUCUGUAGGGUCAUGUUGCGGGUACAGAUGUGGGAAAUAUGUGCUCAUUUGGUUCCUGCCCACACCCCCAACCUGACCUGAUCCUUGGCUGGGAUGUCCCCAGCCUGGCUCAAGAGACCCUGGGACACUGUCCGCUGCAGGCAGGCUAGUUUCUUCCCAGUGCACUGUCUGCUCCCGAGACAAACGGCCCGGCAGGCCGUGCUGUCUGUCCCCACAGUCUUGGCUGACCUCUGCGAGCGGGUUUAGUGAGGUGAGCAACUGUGGAGAGCAGGAAGAGCAUCGGGCCCGGGGGCAGGGGCGGGGGUGGGGGGACGUGCUGCGGGGUGGCCCGUGUUUUGUUCUAGAAAAUAAAAGAAGCAUCCAUAGUGGCUGGAAAGCAAGGGCCUGGCCGCGGUAAGGCUCUCAAGCAGGUGAUUUCGGCGUUGUCCCCACAGCCUACUUGUGACUUACUCAGCGCCAUCCACCAGUCCUCUCGGGGUGGCAAGGACAGAGAGAAAGAGAAUGAGACUCAAGCUGGCUUAAGAGAGAGAAUCUCAAGGACCGCAAACGGUGUCUCUGGGUCUCAGCUUUCCUGGGCAGGCUCCCCUCACACUCAAAGUCCGCCCGCGAGGCCAAACUCACCUCACCGGGUAAGGACCCCUUUCCCAGUUGUCUCUGCAAGUUCCUAGGCUGACUCUCAUUGGUCACUGAUUGGGUCACAUGCUUGCCUCUGAGCCAAUCAGCGUGACCGGCUGCUUGGAUGGGCCAGACCCUGCCCAUACCUGAGGCCAGGUGGCCCCCAGCAGAAUCAGGUGGUGGGGACACCAGGCCAAAGAUUGCCGGAUAAAAUACAGGCCCCCAAGUUAAAUAGGAAUUUCAGAUAGACUAUGAAUUGACUUUUUUAGUGUGAGUAUAUCCAAGUAGUAUUUGGGACAGGGGCACCUAGGUGACCCAGCAGGUUAAGUGGCUGACUUUUGAUUUCGGCUCAGGUCAUGAUCUCA